AUGUCACGGCCCUCUCCUGCACCCGAACGCUAUAGAAAUGGGCCAAUUAGGCCCCAUUUUUAUAACAAUGGUGUUGCAGCCGCUUCCGCUUCUGACCAGCAACCGACAAUGCGGGCUUCUGUGCAGGAGUUAACCCCAUCCAACUCAGCAGCUGAGGCCCUCAAGGCUGCCGAGUAUCGUUACAUGGUGAAGGAAAUGCAGCGCGCAGUGGACGAGUUCUCACGCCUGUCCUUCUACCACGCCUGUCCCUCUCUCGACCUACUGCAAGAAUGGAGGCGACUGGGUCUGGGAAACAUCGAGGCUCAGUUGGUUAUCGACUGGACCACUGAGUUUCUACCCAAAUACCGCCUUACCCUGGAGGCUGCCCGAGAGUUCAACGCAAUUUUGCAAGCAUCGCACGAUUUUACCUGA
Molecule: messenger RNA, 411 nt
Organism: Cantharellus anzutake
Lineage: Eukaryota; Fungi; Basidiomycota; Agaricomycetes; Cantharellales; Hydnaceae
Exons: 1
Coding region: 1-411 (136 amino acids)
Source: RefSeq, a predicted model, not a curated record